Rhinolophus ferrumequinum (greater horseshoe bat) is the source of this 1323-nucleotide messenger RNA. RefSeq names its product transmembrane protein 11 (gene TMEM11). Lineage: Eukaryota; Metazoa; Chordata; Mammalia; Chiroptera; Rhinolophidae. The record is from RefSeq and is a predicted model, not a curated record. Gene Ontology annotation, cellular component: mitochondrial inner membrane. Bases 437 to 955 code for a protein of 172 amino acids. The transcript is spliced from 3 exons. Gene Ontology annotation, biological process: inner mitochondrial membrane organization.
GCGGACCGAACUACACUUCCCUUCCGCCCGCUUGCUAUCCCGAGGCCGCCUUGGCGCGAGACAUUUGCGAGCAGAGUGUCUCCAAGAUGGCCGCGUGGGGAAGGAGGCGCCUUGGCCCGGGCAGCAGUGGCGGUAGCGCCCGAGAGAGGGAAUCAACAGUGUUUGUAAUGAAGAACAUCAGACUCUGAGCUGUAACCUGAAUUCUUGUCCAAAAUUCAGCACACUGGCAUCGAGCCCACGAAACAGAUUGCCACUUAUCCUGUCGGCGUCUUUGAGACACACUUGCCCAUCUAGGAAGGCCCAGUGCAGGUAUCUGUGUGUUCUGCCACUUGGGUGGCAACCGGACCAGCUCACAGACAGUCCACCUGUCCCUUGGGGUGCUUGUCUUCACUUCCUCAGGGCCCCCGAGCAUCCCUGAGUUCUCCGUAUUGUUGGAAUGGUGAGCUUGUCGGCCACAGACUGUUACAUCGUGCAUGAGAUCUACAAUGGGGAGAACGCGCAAGACCAGUUUGAGUACGAGCUGGAGCAGGCCCUGGAAGCCCAGUACAAGUACAUCGUGAUCGAGCCCACCCGCAUUGGCGACGAGACCGCCCGCUGGAUCACCGUGGGCAACUGUCUGCACAAGACCACCGUGCUGGCGGGCACCGCCUGCCUCUUCACCCCGUUGGCACUGCCCUUAGAGUACUCCCACUACAUCUCCCUGCCUGCUGGUGUGCUGAGCCUGGCCUGCUGCAGCCUGUACGGAAUCUCCUGGCAGUUUGACCCUUGCUGCAAGUACCAAGUGGAGUACGACGCCUAUAAACUGUCCCGCCUGCCCCUGCACACACUCACUUCCUCCACCCCGGUGGUGCUGGUCCGGAAGGACGACUUGCACAGAAAGAGACUGCACAACACGAUAGCACUUGCUGCCCUGGUGUACUGUGUAAAGAAGAUUUACGAACUCUACGCUGUAUGAUUGCAAUAGGACGGGGAGAAGCAAACAGCCCAGCCCACAAAAGACAACAGUAUUCAGAUUGCACAGUAACAUGUUUGCUCUGUGAGGCAGCGGAGCCCAGGAAGGUGUUUGGUUUAAUAUUUGUUAUUUUUAAAAAAAGUAACACAGAUUACAAAUGUACCAGGGGGCGUUUCAACUCAUCACACUAAGAUGUGGAUUUCCGUAACCCACGGGCCUGAGCUGUGGAAGUCUGACUGGGCAGUGGAAUGUUGGAGGCAUUGCUACUGAGGGGUGUGAACACGCUUGGGGGGGCGGGUCUUUAAGUAUAUUGUUUAAUUGUACCAUCCAGAGCCAACCAGAAGCUAUUGACCAUUAAAAUUCUGAGAAUU